GAUGGGAACGUGACACAAUAGGAUAUCACGGAGAUGAUGGAUAUUUAUAUUGUGAACGUGGUACCGGAAUAAAAUUUGGACCUCUUUAUACAACUGAUGAAACUGUUGGUUGUGGUAUUAAUUAUUAUGACAAAGAGAUUUUUUUUACAAAAAAUGGAAUCAAUCUAGGUACCGCAUGCAAAAAUAAAUUUGAUGGAGAAAUGAUCCCCAUGUGCGGUAUGGAAAGUUCAAAUGAAAGUGUGAUAGCGAAUUUUGGGGAAAAACCUUUUGUAUUUGACAUUGAAAAUUAUGCAAAA
This is a messenger RNA of Dentiscutata erythropus, 296 nucleotides long. Lineage: Eukaryota; Fungi; Glomeromycota; Glomeromycetes; Diversisporales; Gigasporaceae. The record is from the annotation of a GenBank genome assembly.